Molecule: messenger RNA, 1316 nt
Organism: Cladocopium goreaui
Lineage: Eukaryota; Dinophyceae; Suessiales; Symbiodiniaceae
Source: the annotation of a GenBank genome assembly
GAUAACGACUGCCGCGCUGAUCAUGGGUCUUGAACUUGAACGCGCAUUGCAGCUGCAAGAUGAAAUCAUUGAGGCAUACAAGCAGAAAGCUGCGCAACUCAGGGAGUUUGCUGUACAGAUGAAGGAAGGCCCAGCAGCUGCUUUGAAGGCUGGAGAGCGGCGAGCGGCAUUCUUGCUGGAGCUGCAGAAACCUUUGGUGGCCAGGUAUGGCUUCGAAGAGUCUGCAAAGGGUGUGCGGGAUGCCAUGUUUGCAUAUGCCGACAUUGCCGAGAACAACUUGGUGAUGAAGCGCAACAAUCACAUGGAGAGGCUUCUGGCAGCUGGGGAGGACAUUGACUACUACCUUACAGUGGUUGGCCAGCAGGUCAUCCGGAACUUGGGCACAAAAAGACCAGCGCCUCGGAGUGCGUUUCCUUUGAUUCCUCGGGAGGACUUCAUCAAGUCCGUCGAAGGGCGGCUAUUGCCUAUACCACGUGAAGACAUGUUGGCUUCUGACACAACAGAGGAGUUGGUGGCUGCCUGCAAGCGAGGAGAUUCUCGCAAGGCUGAGGCGCUACUUGGCCAGACUGGCGUGGUGAAUCUGGGCUUUCAUGGGCUCGGGGUCGGUGCCACGACCUUUGCAAAGGCCCUAUCUCCAAAGCUGGAGGUCCUGGAACUUGACAUCUCUGGCAAUAACAUUGGACUGGAAGGUGCACAGGCCUUGGCUGCCAGCAUGCCGAAGAACCUGAAGGUCCUGAAGCUCAAUCUCUCACGAAAUCGGCUCACUCUCGCAGGGGUGAAAGCAAUUGCUGAAUCCAUUCCGAGAUCUGUCGAGGUUCUAGGCUUGGGCUUCUCUGGGAUGAAGAUGGGCCCAGAAGGUGGCUCUGUACUGGCCCAAGCGAUUCCACCAGAGGUGAAGGACCUGUCCUUGGACCUAUUUGGCAACAAACUUGGUGGUGAUGGUGUGGAGUCAAUCUCCAAGGCCUUGCCAAAGUCUUUGGAGAAACUUCACCUGGUGCUCCAAGACAAUGAUUUGAGCAGAAGGGGCUUCUUCAUGUUUGACCGGCAGAUUGGUGACCCGGACUACCAGCGGUAUCUUCCAAAUCUAAAGCCUGAAAAUUUCACCAAGAGUGGAGAGUUGGACAUCACCGAGUUCAAAGAGCUAGCAGAUGGGACCAUGAUCCGACAGGUUGACUGGCAAAGAGCCAUCUGACUUCUCAUUUGAUAGUUGCCUUAGUUGCCUUCAAACUUGAUUUAUGACCUCACCUGGUCUGUGGCUAGAGCGGUUUCAGCUCGACAAGUGGCUGAAGAGAGGGAUCCGACCUCCGAUGACAAAA